Molecule: messenger RNA, 207 nt
Organism: Penicillium mononematosum
Lineage: Eukaryota; Fungi; Ascomycota; Eurotiomycetes; Eurotiales; Aspergillaceae
Exons: 1
Coding region: 1-207 (68 amino acids)
Source: RefSeq, a predicted model, not a curated record
AUGGCCGGCUACGCACGAGAAAGCAUUGAGGUCCGCGACUUUUCAGAAAACGUGUUCGGGCAGUUGGCCGGAUCCUUGAAGAAAACGGAACGUGAAGUGGAACAGCAUGGCUUGUCAAUUGGCCACUUUCAGUACGCGGCGAGCAUGUUCGAUUGGUGGUGCGGAACAGGUGUGGUCAGAGGCUACAUCGCCGUUGCGAGGAAGUAG